Lactuca sativa (garden lettuce) is the source of this 960-nucleotide messenger RNA. The record is from RefSeq and is a predicted model, not a curated record. Lineage: Eukaryota; Viridiplantae; Streptophyta; Magnoliopsida; Asterales; Asteraceae.
AUGUUUUCUAGUAAUGAUGUAAUUAGUGGAUUGGUUGCUAAUGUGAAUGAAGUGAACUUUUCUGAUUUUGAAAAAUGUGAAACAUCUGUGAAAUCAAAGUUCACUAAGAAACCAUUUCCAUCAGUUAAGAGAACCACAUCAUUGCUUGAGUUGAUACAUUCUGAUAUAUGUGAAUUAAAUGGAAUCCUUACUCGAGGAGGAAAAAGCAAGGCUUACAGGUUAUUAGAUAUUGAAUCAGGUGUUGUUGUGGAAUCCAAAGAUGUGAAAUUCUUUGAGGACAAGUUUUCUAAGGAUGAAGAAAACUCCAGUCAUACAACACCUACAAGUACUUCUCGAGAAAUACCCCCACCUCCUCCUAUUGUGGAGGAAACAAGGAGAAGUACUAGGGCUGGAAUAAAGAAAAUUUUUGGAGAUGAUUUCGAUUCUUAUUUGGUCGAAGGAACGCAAAAGAAAGUGACAAGAGAGGUCAUCUUUUCCAUUAACUUGGAUGAUGAUCAUAAGACCUUGACUGAAUCCAUGACAUCUCGAGAUACUCCUUUGUGGAAGGAAGCCAUCAAUGACGAAAUGGAUUCAAUUAUGGGUAUUCUUGAGACAAAGAAAUACCUAUCAUCGAAGUUUAAGAUGAAAGAUAUUGGAGAAGUUGAUACAAUUCUUGGUAUCAAGGUGAAAACGACAUGUGGUCAGAUUUCUCUGAGUCAAUCUCAUUACAUAGAGAAAGUUCUGAAAAAGUUUCAGCAUUUGAACAUUAAGGAAUUCAUUACUCCUUUUGAUUCAAGUGUGAAACUAAAUGUGAAUUCUGGUCGAGCAGUGGCUCAACUAGAAUAUGUUAGUGCAGUUGGAAGCAUGGUGUAUGUCACUCACUGCACUCGACCUGACAUCGCAUUCAUUGUAAGAAAACUGAGUCAGUAUAUUGUUAAUCCAGGGAUGGAGCACUGGAAGGCAGUGGGUAGAGUACUAUGA